CGUUCAUCCAGUCAGAAAACAUAAUUGAGAUAAUACACUUCGGCGACGGAGGCUUGUUACAGACGGAGUCCGACAUGGGCCUCAGUUCAUAUCAACAGAAAAGUGCAUCCCUACAUCGGGGCAACUGCAGACCUAUCCGGUUUGAACCACCGAUGUUAGACUUUCACGAACAGCCAGUGGGGAUGCCAAAAAUGGAAAAAGUAUACUUGCACAACCCCAGCACAGAAGAAACAAUAAUUUUAGUAUCAAUAUCAGCAACAACAUCACAUUUUCACGCAUCAUUUUUUCAAAAUAGGAUAAUUCCACCUGGAGGAAACACGUCUUUUGAUGUAGUUUUUCUCGCAAGGGUAGUGGGAAAUGUAGAAAAUACUUUAUUUAUUAAUACAUCACUUCAUGGGGUAUUUACUUACCAGGUGUUUGGUGUUGGUAUACCCAACCCUUAUCGCUUGCGCCCAUUUAUAGGGGCAAGGGUUCCUGUAAAUAGCAGUUUUUCACCUUUAAUAAAUAUACAUAAUCCUCACAGUGAACCAUUACAAGUGGUAGAAAUGUAUUCCAGUGGUGGAGACUUGCACUUAGAACUUCCAACAGGUCAACCAGAGGGCCCGAGAAAAUUAUGGGAGAUCCCACCCUAUGAAACAAAAGCAGUGAUGCGAGCCAGUUUUUCCUCGAGAGAAGCAGAUAAUCAUACAGCCUUCAUUAGGAUAAAAACAAACUCAUCGGAUAGCAAAGGCUUCCUUAUUUUGCCUGUUGAAGUGGAGGUUACCACAGCUCCCGGAAUUUACUCCUCAAUAGAAAUGCUAGAUUUUGGUACAUUACGAACACAAGAUCUUCCAAAAGUCUUAAACCUUCAUUUAUUAAAUUCAGGAGCAAAAGAUGUACCGAUAACAAGUAUUAAACCUGCUCCACCAAAUGAAGCUGUUACAGUAGACUUUAAGCCAAUUACGUUGAAAGCAUCAGAAACGAAAUAUACCAAAGUAGCAAGUAUUAUAUUUGAUGCUUCAAAAGCAAAAAGAGCAUUGCAGUUUUCCGGGAAAAUAACUGUGAAAGCAAAAGAGAAAAGCUACUCAAAACUUGAAAUCCCAUACCAGGCAGAAGUGUUAGAAGGGUACCUGGGAUACGAUCAUACAGCAACACUGUUUCACAUCCGGGAUAGUCCUGCAGAUUCAGUGGAAAGACCGAUCUAUCUUACAAACACAUUCAAGUUUCCGAUCAUCAUUCACAAUGUAUCUUUACCACAAGAUGCAGAAAUGAUGUUCAAGAUCAAAAACUUCAGCGAACCUGUUUCUGUUCCUCCCCACAAAGCACUCUACAUAUUCUCUCUCCUCUUCACGCCUACCACUUCUUCUAUACAUAUAGACAGCAAUAUUCUACUCAUCACCAAUGCAUCCAAAUUCCAUCUGCCUGUCCGAGCCUACACAGGGUUUUUAGAUUACUUUGUACUUCCCCCAAGUUUAGACGAACGGCUUCUAGACUUUGGCAUUUUGAGUGCCACGGAAGAUGGCAGUAUCCUCUUUGUUGUCUUGAACAGCAACCCAAUUGAGCUUGCAGUGAAAGCCUGGUAUAUAGUGGGAGAUGGCCUCAGUAUUGAGCUACUGAAGGUAGACAAAGGCAACAGGAGUACAAUCGUUUCAAUCCUUCCCAACUUAGAAAACUCAUCUUCAACAGAACAGUCUUCUGUGAUACUAGCGUCCGGUUACUAUGCAGUGUUUAGAGUGAAACUGACUGCAAACGAACUUGAAGGAUCGUACGACGGAGCGAUUCAGAUCACAACAGAUUAUGAGAUUUUAACCAUCCCAGUAAGGGCACUUAUUGCUGUGGGCUCAUUAGCUUGCUCGCCAAAGCACAUUAUGCUUCCACGCUCAUUUCCAGGGAAAAUAGUUCAUCAUAGUUUAAAUAUAAUGAGUUCCUUCUCACAGAAGGUGAAAUUACAGAACGUGCGUUCUCUGACAGAGGACGUGCGAUUCUAUUACAAGCGAAUCAAAAGUAAUAAGGACGAUUUAGAGCCGAGAAAGAAAUCCAAGAUAGCAAAUAUUUAUUUUGAUGCUGGUUUACAAUGUGGGGAUUAUUGUUAUGUGGGAUUGCCUUUUUUAUCUAAGUUGGAGUUGAGGUUGCAGCAUAGUCUCACAAUGCAAGAUGAUGUGUGGGGUUCAGAUUUGGAUCUGUAUAAAAAUUUGUACGAAAAGUGGACGAAACUUAAAGAAAACUCAGGGCACAAGAUGGAUGUUGUGUUUGAAGUUGACACAGAUCUACAGAAAAACGUGCAAGCAGUGGCCACAGCAGAGCUGGUGUGGCCGACAUUGGUCAGCGCGGCACGGCAUUUAAUCUUCCCUCUGACAAACACAAAUAGCACUUCAGAACAAGAGCUUAUUUUAGAAAAUCCAGCAGAAGCCCCUGUGUUUGCUCAACUUCUUCCUUUAGCAUUGUAUCCCAAUGCUUCGCUCGUCGCAGAUGUGUUAAUAGAAAGGCUCCACUUGGACAAGCAUGCAAAUAUGGAUACAAAGACAUUUGAAUUUAAACUGUUCAGUAAUCACACAUCAUCUGUUAAAACGUUUUCAGGAUUUAUAGAAGGUCCUACUCGGCAACCUGUUCUGAAUAUAAUUCUGAAGCCCGGUGAAAAAAGAACUGUAACUGUGAAGUUUACACCAGUUCACAACAAAACUGUGAUGUCCUUAAUUAUUAUAAGAAAUAAUCUGACGGUAGUGGAUGCGGCGAUGGUACAAGGGCAAGGAACCACGGAGAGCUUGAAGCUUGCAGGGAAACAGCCAGGUCCAGGAAGUUCUUUGCGUUUCAAAAUUACCGAAGCUUCGCUUAAAGAUUGUUCAGAUAAAAUGAAAAUGAAGGAGCCAAACUUCACAUUGAAGAGAAUUUUUAAAGUAGAAAACACAGGGCAACUCCCAGUUUUUGUCAAGUCUAUGGAAAUCAGUGGAUAUAUCUGUGAAGGAUAUGGCUUCAAAGUUGUAAACUGUCAGGAGUUUGCACUAAAACCAAAUGCCUCUAAAGACAUUAUUGUAUUGUUUACACCAGAUUUUACUGCCUCCAGAGUUAUCCGUGAACUAAAACUUAUCACCGCAGGAGGCUCUGAGUUUGUGUUUGUGUUAAAUGCAUCACUUCCUUAUCAUAUGUUGGCAACGUGUGCAGAAGCCCUGCCUAGACCCAACUGGGAGCUGGGACUGUACAUGAUCAUCUCAGGAAUAAUGAGUGUUUUGUUCCUUUUGGUGAUUGGAACAGCUUAUUUAGAAGCUCAAGGAAUUUGGGAGCCCUUCAAAAGGCGUCUGUCUUUAGAGGGGUCCAACCCUCCCUUUGAUAUGGGAAGGACUUUUGAUCUCAGGAGAAUAGUUGGUAUUUCAUCAGAUGGAAAUUUAAAUGCACUUGGAUCGGAUUCAAAUCACAAUUCUUCAAGAGGAGUAUUUGGAGGAGGUGGUUCUUCGAGACCCAGUGUGGCCAAUCACAAGCUGUUCACUGCAUCACAGUUGCAUAGCAACAGAAGCCCUUUUGACUUUGAAAGUCCAAAACUAAAAAACAAUUUUGCAAACGUUAGCACUGGUAGAACGUCUACCCCGGCAGCGUCCGCCACCUCCGCUGCCAAAACCAGCCCCAUCGGCCUCGAGCCAGGAGCCCCCAGAGCCAGACGAACAGGCGGUCGAACACAGAGACAGCCCCAGCAAACACACCAGCAACAGACGCAAGUCCAGCCGGAUCCACAGUCAUCAUUACCACAAUUGCCAGCAGUGCCUCAGCAACAGGAGCAGCAACAUGACAACACUGUGUCCCACUUGUCAGCUCCCGCUGCGUCAUGUACAGACAGUGUAAAUACAAGGCACAGCUCUGAGGACUCUGAUAUCACCAGCCUUGGAGAUACAGUGGACAAAGAAUGUGAACUUCCUGAAUCCCCAUCCCCAGAUGUUUUUACAGAACAGCCCCCAUCUCCAGCCUCAAAAAAUAAAGGGAGAAUAAAAACACAGCGCAAAACUAAAGCACAGAAAAAACGUGAGGAAAAAGAUAAACGGACGAAAGGAAAGCCGCAAGAGGACGAAUUGAAGGACGCAGAUAACGAUGACAGCUCAUCAACUACCACGGAAACAUCCAAUCCAGAUGUGGAAUCAUCCCUAAAGGAGUCUCCAGAUUCAGAGAAGAAAAAAGGGAAACCAGUUUUACCUAUCAAAGAGAAGGACGACACAGAUAUAUUUCUCACAUUAAAAUCUAAAGGAAAGAAACCCCAGGGAAAUAUCAAAAAGGAAAGUCAGAAUGACAUUAAGUCAAGUUCGUUGGAGCUGCCGUACACUACUCCCCUGGAGAACAAACAGCGCAAAAACUUUCCAGCCAAAAUAGUACCACAGCCCUUGACAACUGUUCCCAAACUGAGGAACAUCCCCAAAAGAGUGCCUGGUAAAUUAGUAGAUGGGAGGCCAUCUCCAUUGGUAAAGUUCCUUUCAAGCAGUUCCGGCCAGGAAAUGGGCAACAGUAGCAGUUCAGAGGGUGAGAAAGACUCUCCGCCACCUGAAUGGGACAUUGUACCCCUUUCCAAGUCCAGUAGUUCUACAGAUAGCCUUCACCAACUCUCGAUGCAGACCCUCAAUGCCGAUGUCUUCCUGAAGAGACAGAGCUCUCCUAUGCCGGGACCUCCAUCUCCACCACCUGCCAUGUACAACUUUAGUCCACGAGCCAUCAGUUACAGCAGCAUUGUCAACAAUAGUGACGUUGGCUUCAAACCAGUGAACAGCAAUAAAUCCAAAUUUACAAAAGCACCAUCUCUCCCUGGGAAAAACGGCAAUCCCACCUUUGCAGCUGUCGCCGCAGGCUAUGACAAGAGCCCAGGAAGCAGCGGGCCAACAAAAGUACCUCUGAACAAUGCAGAAGCUUGUGGCAACAUUCCUAACUCGCUAUGUAACGUGGCUUCUUUUGAGAGCGAUGAGUCAGAUAGCAGCUCCAAUUUGUUGAGCCCUUGCAGCGUCAGUGCCACCAGCAACGCUGAGUUCGUUCCUCCCAACUCGUUUUCAGCAUUUGGACCCAGCAACUCCUUCAACCUGACUGGCGAGGUCUUCAGCCCUCAUGUGCUCUCAAGAACAACCUUUAACAAUCGGGAAGUUCCACAAAAUUGGACGGAUUAUAGUUCUGCCCCAUCCACAUCCAUCUGGGACCCCACUUCUGCUGACACUCGCACUACCUGGCCAUCGAGCACUGGCUCUCCAACUCAUUCAACUUCAUCGAUCCUUUUGGGCAACUCCACCAGCAGCUUGUGGUCGACCACUCCUUUCAGUAACCCCAUCUGGUCAGCCAGCGGAGACAACAGCCUGCCCUUCACCACACCCACCAGCAACAACCCUCUGUCCACCGAUCUGAUGGGCGGGGAGAACCAAGCUCCCGGCCUGAUCGAAGACCUGUGCAGAAUAUUUGACCCCUGGAAGAACCUGGACAAUAUCUGGCGUCCCACUCCUGGAAGGCGAAGUUCCGAUCCCUGGUCGAACAACUCUAACUUUCAGCACGAGAACUGAUGUGAGCUGCGCCCAGGACUCGGAUCAGAAGCACAGUAUGACUUAGCUUAAAGCGUGAAAUAUUGACGAGGAUGAGCCUUUAGUCCAGAAACUCUUACUCAGGUUCCUUUGCGCAACAGAGGACCAAUCUGUUCUGAGUUGCACGGAGAAACGUGUGUCCGGGUUCCUGGAACAGGCUCCAGUUCUCAGCCAUAACUAAUCAUUAUUUUCGCUUCCUGCCACACGAUUAUGAUUCGCAUCUGCUAUAACACAGUUCCUCGAUCCUGACUGUAAUUAAGAUUGUAUCAGAUUGCUGUUACCCAGUGUUAACAGAAAGGCUUUGUUUCGUUACGAUGUACUCGAGCUUUUAAAAGAAAACACACAAAAAAAAAUCACUGAUUUUUUUUUAUUUGGUCAUCUCGUCGGUCAUCUCGUCUUCAGUGAAAUACAUCUUUUAAAAACAAAAACUUUCAGUUGGGGAGGGGGAAAAAACAAAAGCAAACAUACAAGGGAGUGAAGGCGCGAGUAUUUUAAAUGCAUCCUUUUAAUGCCACGUCCACAGGAAAGUAUCAUGGUAUGUUUUUAAGGUAAUGGAGAAUAAGGUUUAUAUCUCUCCCUCCCCCUCCAGUAUUAAGUUCAAGUUCCUCUGGGUUUUUUUGUGAGAAAAUUACUGACACCCUCUUCCUCCCCCCCUCCCUGCCUCUCCGCCCC
Molecule: messenger RNA, 6182 nt
Organism: Callorhinchus milii (elephant shark)
Lineage: Eukaryota; Metazoa; Chordata; Chondrichthyes; Chimaeriformes; Callorhinchidae
Gene: tmem131
Product: transmembrane protein 131
Cellular component (GO): membrane
Source: RefSeq, a predicted model, not a curated record